Cryptosporidium muris RN66 is the source of this 3981-nucleotide messenger RNA. RefSeq lists its product as uncharacterized. Bases 1 to 3981 code for a protein of 1326 amino acids. Lineage: Eukaryota; Apicomplexa; Conoidasida; Eucoccidiorida; Cryptosporidiidae. The transcript has a single exon. The record is from RefSeq and is a predicted model, not a curated record.
AUGCGGAAUAUUAUAACGCUUUACUUCUUAUUAUUUGGACUUUUUAGAUCUAUUCUAGCUAAUUAUACAUUGGAAUAUAGAAAUAUAAUUGCAAAGUAUAUUCAGUUUACCGAAUAUAACAUAAGAGUUAAUGAAACUCAAAUUUCAGAGCAAGUACAUACUGGAUCUGAAAAUAAGACAUCAAUACUACUUACUAUACAUGAUGUACCCUUAGUAUAUGAAGGGAUAAUAUUAAUGGAAUGUAAAUAUAUAGAUAUUUUACAAAGUGGUGUUUUGGAAUUUGAUAAUAACUCUAUACAAGGGCUUAACUGUACAUCUAAAAAUUCACUAGUAAAAUAUAAUGAUGAUGUGGAUAUUACUAAUAUGAAUACAUAUGGACAAUUUGAAAAUAACGAAUUAAAUCUUAAUGAACUUUAUAAUAGUAGUAAUAAUAAUAUUAAUGGAAAUGAUCAUUUUCAUAAUGUAAGAGAUAUAUUUAAAGUAAAUGACAUCUAUAUUGAUGAUAAUCUUGAAAAUACUAAUGAUGAAAUUAAAGAAUAUGAAAAUAAGGAUAUAAUUAAAUCAUCAUAUAAUUUAGAAAUUAUAUUUCCAAUUCAAAAUGAUUUGACGGAUAAUAUGGAUUUUUGUCGUAUUUCAUUAAAUAAUAUACUAAAUAAGGAUGUAAUAUAUUUUAAACUUAUGAACUAUCACUACUCUUUAAUAAAACUAGGUAUUGGGAUAUGCAUAAUUUUUAACAAAUUUGAAAAUAUAUUUUUUAAUCAUCCAUCACCAAUUACAGAAUAUUUAGAAGGAGAUUUAGAUAUAUAUGAACAGAACAAGCAAGAUUCACAAAAUAAUACAGAAGAUAUAGUAAAUAAUUUUUCAUUUAAUAAUAAUAAUAAUAAUAAUAUAUUGAAUAUUAAAGAUAAUUUCAUUAAAUCUAAAUAUGAAUCUUAUAAUUUGAGAAAUAAAGCAGAUUAUUUUAAUAUUACUGAUGAAAUAUCAUUGUUAUCAACAAAUUUAAAACUUAAACCAUAUAUAAGAAUAUCAUACAUACCAUACAAACCAUAUCCAAAAUUAUUUUUUAAAUCUAAUAUUCCAACAGAAAAAGCUAUAGGUGGCAUGAAUAGAUCAAACAAAAAAAAUUAUUAUUUAGGAAUGGGUAUGUGGCAACAAAAUAUAGUUCCAGGUUUUACACGUAUAAAUGAGUUAACAAGUAUACUAUCACUCCAUGGACAUUAUAUAUAUAGUAAUAUAAGUAUUAAUUAUUUCUUAUAUAAAUAUAAUUCAAUUAUUAAAUCAUGGAGAUCAAUAAUAUUCACUCCAGACAGUUUAGAUUAUAAUUGUAAUAUUGGCAAAUCUUCAUUAUUAAGAUUAUAUAGUGACACAUAUCAAGUCAAUGAUUCUACAAAUAUUAGAACACCUAAAGAUAUAUUUAAUGUUAAUUUGGAUGAUCUAUCGAGAAAUAUUGGAUACCCAUGUAAUAUUGGUGGAUCUAUUAGGAAAUGCCUAAAGAAAAUACGUUCAUAUAUUUACAAAGGUAAAAUAUCUCAUCGUAUUGGUAAUAGAUAUAUUAAUUAUAUAUAUGAUGUUUGGAUUGCUUGGGAAAGAGAAAUUUGGCAUAUAAAAUAUGCUGAAGAAACUACUCAAAUAUUAAAAAAUUUACAAUGGAAAAAUAAAGUGAAUAACCUAUUUAAUAAACAAAAUACCCCAAAAUCUCAUUAUGAAAAUGAAAUAUGGGCUAUAUUAACUCGUUUAUUAGCUAUUGAACCUAUGAAGAAUGAUACUACUAUAGAUAUAUUAUCUUUACUAAAAUCUAAUAAUAUACCAAAAGAUCAGUUUAAUAAUACUUCACAAACAUUUUCACUAGCUAAGGAUAUUUUCCAAUAUGGUGUAUUUUCAAUAAAUAUAUUACAUUUGCCAACUUUUUGGGAAUAUAUAUAUAGUAUUACAUGUAAAGUUGCUGCUGAUUCAUUAUUUAUAACAUGGAUUAUGAACAAAUUUACCUAUAAUACAAAAUAUAAUAAUCAGUAUAUAGUACCAGAAAUUCCUGUUAUAAAUAAUAACUUAAAAGAUUUAGAGACAAAAAGUGAGGAAAAGAAUUCUUGGUUACUUUUACCUUUACCUAUAUAUAAUAUAUCUAAAGAUAUAGAUGUAGAAUUUGAAAAUGAUAAAUAUUCAUAUGAUUUACCAUUGGUUUAUGAUUUUGAUGAAUUAAAUAAUAUAUUUAUAACUAAUUCAAAAUUUAGUCCAUAUGAAAAUUCUAUUAGACGUAAGAAAUUCUUUAGAAGCAAUUAUUUUGAUCCUAAGUAUAAAAAGAAGUGGUAUUCUUUUAUAGUACGUAAUGUUCCUUACAGAAAUAAUUCAAGGGGAAAUUUAGAAUUUAAAUGUAACAAAGGUUCUUGGCCAUAUAAAUAUGGUACUAUAACUUGGUUAAGCCAAUAUUUAUGUGAGACUGUAUUUAUAAAAAGUGAAUAUCUACUAUAUAAAUAUAAAUUUGAUACAUAUGAUAAUAAUACACUUUUAUAUAAUUCAGAAAAUUCUCAACUUCAAAAUUCAAGUGAUAACAUCGAAUUUAUUAAUGAAUUUAAUUCUCGCAAACCGAGUUACCCUUCACAUAUAAUACGGUCAAGAAUGAUAGGUAUAGAAUUUGAAACAGAAAACCCACAUCGUUGUGGUAUUGGAUAUUUAGGCGAUGAAUUAGAAAAAACUUUAACUAAUGUUAAAGGUAGUAUAUUACUUCAUAUUGCUCUAGGUUUUUGUACAUAUCAUGGCUUUGAAUUGCAAUGGCUUAGUGAUAAUUCAUUCGAUAUACAUACAAAUAUUUUGUUCAAAUAUACACAAUCUCUUGAAUAUAGUAUGACAUAUUAUGAAAGAAUAGGUUUUGAAUUAAAUGGUCAUACGCAAUUACGUGUAUUUGCCAAUUAUACUUGUGCUACAAUUGGAUAUAAAAAUAAUUAUAUAUUUGAUGAUAUAUAUCUACAAAAUUCUGAUCUUAAAUUAAAAAUAGAAGAUAAAAAAAGUACAUUUGAUAAUUUAGAUAUAAAUUACUAUAAAUAUUUAAAUACAUGCCAAUUAUAUUAUGAGCCAUUAGUUGUAUCUAAUGGUAUCAGAAUAGAUGAACUACAUAAUAUGCGUAAUUAUUUCAUCAAUUCUUUAUAUAAUUUACGUUUUGAAUGUAAUUUAUCUGGUAAUAAAUAUGAUGAAAUAUUAAGUCAUUGUAGUCAAUUUUAUCCACUCCUAUCUUAUAAUAAGGAAUUAAAUAAAUGUAACUUUGAGAUGACUAGUGAAUGGAAAUAUCUGAAUGAAAUGUUUUCAGAUAAAUGUUAUAAAGGUGGAAGGAUAGGUAAAUGCCAUGAAUAUCUACGUAAAAUGUUAAUAUGUGAUGAUUAUAAUGAAUAUAAUUGUAAAUUAGAUAUCUUUAUAGUAGAUAACUUUAUUAAACCAAAAGAUAUAAAUCUAGUCCUUGAUCAUCUUCACCGUAUAUCUUUUUUAUUAAUGAAUGGGAUUAAAUUAAGUACAAAAAAUUGGAAUCUUCAACAUAUACAAAUUCUUGAAAAUUUAUUUGCUAACUUAAUUAAUAAAGAGGAAUUAGAUCUAUUUUAUAAUCAUGGUAUAUAUGGUUUUAUAAAAAGUAGAUUAGAUCUUUUCCGAUCUGAAUUCAAUAAAUAUUCAAACAUACCCCUUAUGGCAGAUAUAAAUGAUAUAUUCACAUUAUCAGGAAUUUCUAUUGAUGUUCAUUCCUUACCUAUUUUAUGGAAACUAGCAACCUAUAGAUUAGAAGAAAUACCUAAUUUAAUUAAUAUUGAUACUGACAAUAUUAAAAGUAACUCUAAACUUAAAAUCCUUAAACCAAAUAUAAAAAGUUACAAUAAUUUAACUAAUUUUAAUAAUAUACUAACAUAUUGUCCUCAAGCCUUAGGGUAUCUAUGGAUUGAUAAAUACAUGUGGCAAAUGUAUAGAUUAUCUGGAUCUAAUAAACAUAAUAUUAAACCUAUUUAG